AUGUCUCAAGCUCAUGUUCAUGACGGCCAAGGUGGCUCUUCCGUAGCUAUUGCAGAGCCCGUGCCCGUUUUGCAGCUUCGUGGUGCUGCUAAUAAUCAGCAGACGAGGGAAUUGAAGGGAGAUCAACGCAGCAAGGUACAUUGGAAAGAGGACGUGGUUGAUAACGAACAUAUGGACAAGAAAAAGUCGAAAAUAUGCUGUAUAUUCCAUCCUCAGCAGCACUUUGAAAACCCCGAAGGUCACGAGUGCGACCAUUCCUGUCACGACGAUCACUCGGACUCGUCGUCUUCGUCGUCGUCGUCGUCAUCCUCUGAAUCGGAGGCCGAAAACGCCAAGGGCUUGGACUUGGAAAGCAGGCGGAGAGCUAGGAAACAAAGACGUCAUUGCAAGCUUCAGCAGAAACGGUCGACGAGUCCAAACGCUUACGAGAUUCAGCCGGAUUACAGUAAGUUCAGAGAUAGGUACGCCAAGGCAGGCGACGGAGCAACCCAAGCUUAG
Molecule: messenger RNA, 498 nt
Organism: Lachancea meyersii CBS 8951
Lineage: Eukaryota; Fungi; Ascomycota; Saccharomycetes; Saccharomycetales; Saccharomycetaceae
Source: the annotation of a GenBank genome assembly